This is a messenger RNA of Photinus pyralis (common eastern firefly), 1213 nucleotides long. Its product is annotated as homeotic protein distal-less-like. The coding region runs from base 701 to 1213 and encodes 170 amino acids. Gene Ontology annotation, molecular function: DNA-binding transcription factor activity, RNA polymerase II-specific; RNA polymerase II cis-regulatory region sequence-specific DNA binding. The record is from RefSeq and is a predicted model, not a curated record. NCBI's taxonomy places the organism in Eukaryota, Metazoa, Arthropoda, Insecta, Coleoptera, Lampyridae. Gene Ontology annotation, biological process: regulation of transcription by RNA polymerase II. The transcript has 3 exons.
GGAAGUAGAUGGGCGAUCUUGAAAUGUAAUUUGCCCCGUAAAAAACGACAUAUGUACUCAAUUUCGUGUAAUUUAGUUUCGGGUUAAUCUCUGAAUAGUUUUUAUGCAAUUAUAGUGUGAAUUACACAUAUUAUCGAAACUGAACGCGGCAAAUUACUUCGGAGUGCUUUGAUUAUUAACUUGGUAGUUAACUGUGCGUUCCAAUUUAUUUUACUGGGUGCCGAAUUAAAUUUAAUCUUUAAUUUUUCUCGCCUUUUGUGUUUUUUUUUCAAGAAGCGAACAAGGACUUUGUUUUAGUUUACUGGAGUGCGUUUCGUUUUUAAAUCAUCGGUUGUGUUUUUUCUGACUAGUGUUAGUGCUUAUUAAAUUCUGGUGGUCUAUAAUACAAUGUUUGCCGAAAAAAACAAAGAUGUGCUGCCACUACCAAUAGUUGCAUCAGAACAUGCGAUCAAGUGAUGCACGUUUAACCGUCACUGAUUUUUGAGUUGGUGAUUCCGCCGAAGCCAGUGAUUGACUUUGCUUAUAUAGAAUGACAACUGCCACAGUUGUCUAAACAUCACUCAUUCAAGCGCUAUCAAAAUUCGUCAAGACGUCUCCUUACUUCCUCAAAGUGGAUCACAAACCCUUCACGACGUUGAAUUUUACCGAUUUGGGUUCCCCGUUCGGGGGCCCAAACGAGGAUCCACCGGGAACGCCCGCGAUGUCGGGCGAGGCGCAUCUCGGGCCGCCGACGCCUCAGGAUAGUAGCAGCUCGACGCCCGUCUCGAAAAGCGCUUUUAUUGAAUUGCAACAGCACGGAUAUGGACCCUUAAGGACUACGUAUCAGCACCCCUUCAAUUCGCCGGCGGGAAAUGCGCAUACGGGACCGACGGGACCUCACGACGGGGGGUUUCCCAGUCCCCGAGGGGCCUUAGGUGCUUAUCCGUUCCCUCCAAUGCAUCAAAACACCUAUACGGGCUAUCAUUUAGGAUCUUACGCCGCAAAUUGCCCCCCCUCACCAAAGGAUGAUGAUAAAUGCUUAUCGCUGGACAGACCUACGGGUGGAAGUAAAGGGAAAAAGAUGCGAAAACCAAGAACGAUAUAUUCAAGUCUUCAACUUCAGCAACUAAAUCGAAGGUUUCAAAGAACACAGUAUUUAGCGCUCCCCGAAAGAGCGGAACUAGCAGCAAGUUUAGGACUAACACAAACGCAGAAAAGGAAAUGUCAGGACUAA